AUGGCUGAGAAAACCGCACGCCAUGCAGCCGACGCCGCUGCAGCUUCUGCUGCAAGGGCGUCGGAAAGUUCAGCGCAAAAGCGCACAAGGCGGCAACGCGAUGCAAUUUCAACUUCCGCUGCUAGAGCUGUAGAAGGACCUACUGAAAGGCUUGAAAGGUUGCAGACUGUUAACCAGCUCCGCCAUGCACAGCGAGGGCUCUGUAGCCCACCAAAGCAGUUUUGGUUUAAGCUGGCGUUCAACUAUGAUCCAGUUUUGAGGCUUUCCGGUCGCAAAGACCUCCAAAUAGGAUCAAUGUCAGUUGUCUGUGGGCAUUGCAAUGCCAAAAAAUGGCCUGGGGAGUCUGCAGGUUUGUGUUGUUCAGACGGUAAGAUACAGUUGGCACCUUUUCAAGAGCUACCUGCUCCGUUGAAAGCUCUGUUGGAGGGUUCCAGUCUAGACUCGAAACAUUUCCUCGCAAAAAUCAGACAAUACAAUUGUGCCUUCCAGAUGACCUCUUUUGGUGGUAAUGCCUUCCGCGAAGUCGGUUGGAAUCCCACCUUCAAAGUUCAAGGUCAGGUUUACCACCGGAUUGGGUCUCUUUUGCCGGAAACUGCCACUGAUUCGGCCUUUCUACAAAUAUACUUCAUAACUGACUACAAUCAACAGGCAGAUGCCCACAUGGGCAUUAUUCCCGAGAACGAUACAGGCCAGCACAAUCAUCCUCGCAGAGAUAUCAUAAUGAGUCUCCAACAAAUGCUCCACGAGAUAAACAACUAUGUCCGCAGUUUUAAGUUCCCCAUCCACGAACGCUUCCCAGCAAUCGUUCAGCUUGCUGUGCACCUAGAAAACGACGAACUUCGUUAUUUUUCUGCGGAUACAGCAAUGGAUGUGGCUGCGCGUACCAAAGACACAACGCUUAGAGCAUUCUUCAAACUUGGUCGGCAGGACGAGUUUGCUAGGACUCUACUGUACCCAGACGUGCCUCCAUACUACGUGUGGACAGCUGGGCUCGGCGGAAGUGCGGGGCCAACAUCGAGGGCUAGGCAGGCGUCAAAAAAGACGCCACACUCGGAAGGGUAUUCACGGUUCCCCCAUCGCGACAGGAAUGUUUUUACUUGCGACUCUUUUUGCACGAAGUUAGUGGUCCAACGAGCUACAAUAACUUACGGACGGUUAAUGGAGUUUUAUGGGACACUUUUCGUGAGACCUGCGCCACCUCUUCAUCACAAUCUUACAAAUGUGCGAACCCAGUAA
Molecule: messenger RNA, 1236 nt
Organism: Acanthosepion pharaonis
Lineage: Eukaryota; Metazoa; Mollusca; Cephalopoda; Sepiida; Sepiidae
Source: the annotation of a GenBank genome assembly